AUGGCUCGGAACAAGCUUGAGUUUCCUCUUGAUUCUGAUGCCUAUGAGAUCAUCUGCAAGAUAGGCGUCGGUGUUAGUGCUUCCGUUUACAAAGCCAUAUGCAUUCCGAUGAACUCGACAGUAGUUGCCAUCAAAGCCAUCGACCUUGAUCAAUCUCGAGCUGACUUCGACAGUCUUCGCCGUGAAACCAAGACCAUGUCUCUGCUUUCUCACCCUAACAUCCUCAAUGCUUAUUGUUCCUUCACCGUUGAUCGUUGCCUUUGGGUGGUUAUGCCGUUCAUGUCUUGCGGCUCUCUUCACUCCAUCGUCUCUUCCUCUUUCCCCGACGGUUUACCUGAAAACUGCAUUUCCGUGUUCCUCAAGGAAACUCUGAAUGCGAUCUCGUAUCUUCACGAUCAAGGUCACUUGCACCGCGACAUCAAAGCCGGUAACAUUCUUGUUGACUCUGAUGGAUCAGUGAAGCUCGCUGAUUUUGGAGUAUCCGCAUCGAUCUACGAGCCAGUGACGUCCUCCUCCGGAACAACAUCGUCUUCUUUGAGGCUGACUGAUAUCGCGGGAACGCCGUAUUGGAUGGCUCCGGAGGUGGUUCACUCUCACACAGGGUACGGUUUCAAGGCGGAUAUUUGGUCGUUCGGGAUAACGGCGUUGGAGUUAGCUCACGGAAGACCUCCGUUGUCUCACUUGCCGCCGUUGAAGAGCUUGCUCAUGAAGAUCACCAAAAGGUUUCAUUUUGCUGAUUACGAGAUUUCCUCAAGUGGGUGUGGUAAAAAGGGUAAUAACAAGAAGUUCUCGAAAGCGUUUAGAGAGAUGGUUGGUUUGUGUUUAGAGCAAGAUCCUGCGAAAAGACCAUCUGCGGAGAAGUUGUUGAAGCAUCCGUUUUUCAAGAACUGCAAAGGAGUCGAGUUCGUGAUCAAGAACGUGUUGCAAGGCUUGUCGAACGCGGAACAGAUGUUUUUAGAGAGUCAUGUUUUGAUCAAGAGUGUUGGAGGUGAUGAAGAAGAGGAAGAAGAAGAUGAAGAGAUAGUGAAGAAGAGGAGAAUCAGUGGGUGGAAUUUCCGUGAAGAGGAUCUUCAACUUAGUCCGGUGUUUCCAACUACUGAAUCUGACACAUCUGAGUCUAGUCCACGUGAAGAAGAUCAAAUCCAAGAUAAACCGGAAGGGGAUAACAUCGGCUCUGAGCUCGGUUUAGGGUUUUUAAACCGAGAGAAUGCUAAUGAGGAAGCUAAGGAACAAGAAACUGAGGUUGUAGGGUUUGAUAGAGAUCUGAUGUUAGAGAAACUGAAACUGUUGAAGAAAAGCUUGGAGCAUCAAAGAGCGAGAGUGUCGAUUAUAAUUGAAGCGUUGAGUGGGGAGAAAGAAGAUAAGAGCAGAGAAGAAGAGCUUCUAGAGAUGGUUGAGAAGCUGAAGAUUGAGUUGGAAGCUGAGAAGAUGAACACCUUGCUUGCUGAGAAAGCAAGUGAUUUGAGUUAA
Microthlaspi erraticum is the source of this 1470-nucleotide messenger RNA. Lineage: Eukaryota; Viridiplantae; Streptophyta; Magnoliopsida; Brassicales; Brassicaceae. The record is from the annotation of a GenBank genome assembly.